AUGCUAAAUGAAGGGCAUGCAACUAAGUCAACAACAAAGAAGUUGCAAGAAUUACCUAAACAAGAUGUCAAAGGAAAGAAAGUGGUUCAAAAGCAGCAGAUAAAUGGUCAAAGAAUAGACUUCAAGCAGAAAAGAGGAGGGAUUAAAAACAAUGAAGGCCAGGAUUUAAAGAACAAUGGUGCUGAAUUGAUACGGAGGGAUUCAGCAGCACCAGCUGCAAAUUUUCAGAAGGGGAAUGACUCAGGGAAAGAUGAUAACAAUUUUGGACAAAUGAUCCAGAAGAUAAGGGGAAAGGAAUUGUACAAGCCCAGUGGUUAUGGAGGAUGGUGGGGAUAA
This is a messenger RNA of Ilex paraguariensis (yerba mate), 336 nucleotides long. Lineage: Eukaryota; Viridiplantae; Streptophyta; Magnoliopsida; Aquifoliales; Aquifoliaceae. The record is from the annotation of a GenBank genome assembly.